AUGUUUUCAAUUUGGUUAUUAUUACUAAUAACUCAAUCAAUCAAUAUCAUCAUUGCAAUAAAUUUACGUUGUAAUGAAGAUAUCAAUGGAUCUUUUCAAAUAAUUGAAAAUUGUCGAGCAUGUGUUAUUUUUAUUGCUCCUGCAAUUUUAUCUACACCUAGUACAACAACAAAAGCGACAACUUUAACAAAAAAUAUGUUUACAUCAUAUGCUGAACCAUCAUUAGAAGAACUGUUUUUAUUUGGUGAAGCAAAACGUCGUCGUCGUCGUCGUCGUCGACGUGAUGUUGAUACAAUAAUUCAUCAACAAUGUGCUCGAGAAUUAGACGGUCCAUUAUAUGGUUACGAUCAAACACAUUGUUAUUGUAAUUCUAAUCAAUGUAAUUCAAAUAUUCAACGAUGUAUUUAUGAAGUAACAUCAAAACGUCAUUUUGCAUGUUAUCAUGGUUCUAAUUCCAGUUUAUAUCCACUUGAAAUUCGUCAUAAAUGUCGUAGUUGUCGUAUACGUACGGAAUUUAAGUCUAUGUAUCAUUAUGAAUGUUUAAUAUUUGGUGAACGUGAACAAAAUAAUCGAACUCAUUGUACAUGUCAACGACCAAUGUGUAAUCAAGAUGUAUCAACAUGCCAACGAUUUCAACAAGCACCAUCUCAACCACGAUUAAAUUUAGCUCUUGAUGUUCCUUUGAAUUCAACUAUAUCAACAACAAUAACAACAACAACAAUGUCUACUAGCACCUCUACUAUAAAGAUAUUCAUCGCAACAACAGCAACAACAACGACAACAACAACAGCAUCGACCACUACUUCUAGUAGUAGUACUAGUAUGACUACGACUGUUAUUACUACUACAAGCUCAACUUCGAGCUCAAGUACUACUACUACUACUACUACAAUCGCAACCACAACGAUUGUAACUACAACAUUACCAGUUACUACAACGCCAAUCACAACUACAUUACCAGCUAUAAUUGAAACUGAAGAAGAAAUUUCAAUUGAAAAUUCUACAAUAAUUGAAUUGACAAGUACAAAUGAAAUAACAACAUCAUUUAAUGAAAUACAACAUCUUAAGACAGUGUAUAUUGAUGUUAAAAAUCAUGGAAAUUAUUUAUUAUCGAAUUUUCUUUUAAUUUGUACUUUAUUUCAAACAUUUUUUUCCUUUUUAUUUAUUCGAUGCUAUUACUAG
Rotaria sordida is the source of this 1182-nucleotide messenger RNA. NCBI's taxonomy places the organism in Eukaryota, Metazoa, Rotifera, Eurotatoria, Philodinida, Philodinidae. The record is from the annotation of a GenBank genome assembly.